AUGUAUUCAAAUCGUAUUACAUGGGACGUCAGGCUCACACAACAAAUUCACAUGACCACUUACAAUCAAACUUCGUCCUAUAAUAGGACGUACGAGAAGAAGGUGAUCGAAGAAACACCACGAAUUCGAAUCGCCUCCAUACCGCACUCUUCUCCUUUUACCACCGCUCAUCAUAUAAUGCCGACAACGUUCCCGUCAUUUCAAACGUCAUUCGGCGGAAAUGUCUCCUCAUUCCACUCCACCGAUGAUUCACUUAACGUCACAAUGGAUGUCUCACAAUACAAACCAGAUGAUUUGAAGUUAAGUUUCGAAAUAUAUCAGACGGUUUCUGUGAUCGGUCAGUUUAUCGUAGUGGAGGCGAAACAUCCCGAAAAACAAGAUGAGUUCGGAUUCAUCGAACGACACUUUAUCAGAAAGUUCAAUUUACCACGAGGCGUGCAACCGGAGGGUGUUUCCAGCAAUUUGACAAGCGAUGGAACGCUAACGAUUCAAGCGCUUCCACUUAAACCAAAAGAUGGCUCUCCGGCUCGUGCAAUUCCUAUUAAAAUAGUGGGAGCAUCGUCAGGAACGGGAACGGCAGCAGCGGCAGCGGCAACGGGGACUCCUACGCCUGCACAAGAGACAAAAGUCGAGAACAGCAAAUGA
Molecule: messenger RNA, 645 nt
Organism: Necator americanus (New World hookworm)
Lineage: Eukaryota; Metazoa; Nematoda; Chromadorea; Rhabditida; Ancylostomatidae
Exons: 6
Coding region: 1-645 (214 amino acids)
Biological process (GO): protein refolding; response to heat
Cellular component (GO): cytoplasm; nucleus
Source: RefSeq, a predicted model, not a curated record